Molecule: messenger RNA, 1723 nt
Organism: Leucoraja erinaceus (little skate)
Lineage: Eukaryota; Metazoa; Chordata; Chondrichthyes; Rajiformes; Rajidae
Product: myelin and lymphocyte protein-like
Exons: 4
Coding region: 388-861 (157 amino acids)
Biological process (GO): myelination
Cellular component (GO): membrane
Molecular function (GO): structural constituent of myelin sheath
Source: RefSeq, a predicted model, not a curated record
CACGUUGCAAUAAACUUAAAGGAACAAAACGGCGGUGGUAGCGGUCCGCUUCCACUAUGCAGUGUGUUCUCUCCCACUUCCAAAUUGUGCAUCGGCGGAUGGGUCUUAUCAUCCAACAAUUGCAGCCGAGGUUUUGCUGUUUAAUUCCAAGUGAUCUGCAGUGCUUUUACAAUUAGUCACCGCAAGAACAAUCCCUGAAUGAAUGCCAAGGAUGGCAUUUUUGGGGAGUGUCACACACAAGUGACCAAAACCAGUUUUUCAGGUAAAAAGAUUGGGAGAGGCAAAUCGAGGUUUACGAUCAUUCCUCAGUGCUAUGAUUGCCGACUGCUGUGGACGAUAGCAAAGACACAAGGCUUUAUUCCAGAGUCCUUUGGGGGAUAAAAUACCAUGGCUUCCCCAGAGACGAGCAAUGUUGAAACCACAUCAGAUUCAAUUCUUCCUUCGGGGUCAAGAUUACUAACCAGCUUCCCAGAUCUUCUUAUGUUACCCGAGCUCGUCUUUGGUGGGCUGGUGUGGAUUCUCGUGGCUUCCACGGAUGUCCUAGAUAAAGACAGCCAGGGCUGGGUGAUGUUUGUCUCUAUCCUCGUGUUCGCGUUGACACUACUACUGAUGAUUUGCUACUUCAUUGGAUGGCCCCGGAACUCGACGGCUUGGUGUUUAUUGGAUGCCGCCUACCAUGGGAUUUCAGCUAUUUUAUAUUUCAGUGCUGCAGUUCUACAGGCGAACACCACUGUACGCCUACAGAGUUUCGUUAGCAAUAUCUACAGAAUUGACAUUGCUGCCUCGGUAUUUGCAUUUGCAGCCACCGUGGUCUAUGUGGUCCAUGCAACCUAUUCAUUUAAAAGGUGGAAAACGGUUUAACGUUCUUGGUGGCAUUGGCAGCUGGAUCUUCAUCGAAUCGCUUGAAUAAAACGCAUCAGCCCUCUUAGUCCGCACCAACCCCUGAACGUCCAUUUACUCUAAUCCUACACCAACCUAACUUUAUUCCCUCAGAAAAGGGCGGUCACGGUGGCGCAGCGGUAGAGUUGCUGCCUUACAACGAAUGCAGCGCCGGAGACCCAGGCUCAUUCCUGACUACAGGUGCUGUCUGACCUGCCUGGGUUUUCUCUCACAUCUUCACUUUCUUCCCAAAAUCCAAUGACGUACAGUUACGUAGGUUAAUUGCCUUGGUGAAUGUAAAAAUUGUCCCUAUUGGGUAUAGGCUAGUGUUAGUGUGCGGGGAUCGCUGGUUGGCGCAGACUCGGGGGGCCGACGGGGCCGUUUCCGCGCUGUAUCUCUAAACUAAACUAAAUUAAACAAAGUGCUGGAGUAUCUCAGCGACUCAGACAGCAUCUCUGGAAAACAUGAAUAGGUGACGUUUCGAUUCAGCACCCUCCUUAGUUUAGUUUGUAUUGGCACGUGUACCGAGGUACAGUGAAAAGCUCUUUCUUGCGUCAGCGGGAAGACAAUACAUGAUUACAAUCAAGCCGGCCACAGUGUACCAGAUGCAUGAUAAAUAGAAUAACGUGAAUAACAUUUAGUGCAAGACAAAGUCUAGUACAGUCCGAUCAAAGACAGUCAGAGGGUCUCCAAUGACGUAGAUAGUAGCUCAGGACUGCUCUCUAGUUGUUGGUAGGACAGUUCAGUUGCCCGAUAUAACAGCACCUCCUUCAGACCUUUUGUGUCCUUUUGUGUAUUAACCAGCUCCUGGAGUUCUUUGUUUCUAGUCCAAAAUUGAAUAGUU